AUGAGACUCAAAAUUCUCUUGAUCUUUUCCUGUUUAUCCUUGACGUUUGCCAAAUAUCGACCUAGAUCGAUAAACAGCAGGCCUCACGAUUGUGAAGACUACUGUCAUGAUUACGACCGUUUGCGAGAUAGAGUAGAACUCCUGGAAGAAAGGAUUAGAACAAUCGAGCAGAGAAAGUGCACCAAACAAACUGAAGAAUUUAAUCAAAGAAUCAAUGCUUUGGAAGCUCGAAUGAACGCCAGUCUCGUAGUACAAAAUGAAAUCAACAACGAUUUUAGUGCAAACAUUACUUCUCUUCAAUCGGAUGUUGAUUACCUUCAAAACAUCACCACUCCAACAACACCGCCACCCACUGAAUCUUCAUCCUCAACGAUUUCAUUUGCAUUGGCGAUCCUUUUUUCCUUCUUUUUACUCAACUUCUAUUUC
Mesorhabditis belari is the source of this 426-nucleotide messenger RNA. The record is from the annotation of a GenBank genome assembly. NCBI's taxonomy places the organism in Eukaryota, Metazoa, Nematoda, Chromadorea, Rhabditida, Rhabditidae.